AUAGCCAAAAAGUUUUUUAACUAAAUUUUGUAACCAAAGUUAAAUUGAUGAACAUGUAGUAAACUUUAUUAGUUCUAUCAAUUUGCACAGGUUUCAAACAGAACCAACCAGACCCUUGGACGAGAAGACAUACUCUUACCUCGAAGAUAGGGACGGUGGCGCUUCACCGACGACAGUUCAUGCCUGAUAAAUUAUUUGGGAUAAGAAUGGUACAAUAUUUUGGAAAAUUUUGACAGUUUUAAGGAGGUAAAAAAUUCUCGUGUGAGUUUUUCGUACCUUUAUUCAGAGAUAGAAGUCUUCGUCUGGACAAUAAAGAGCAUGAAAAAAUUAAGACACCUACAUAUAAUUGUUGCAAUAGAUUGUUUUUGAUUGAUGAAAAUAGUUUCAGAAUCAGAAAAAUGAUAUAGUUUCGGAAUAAAAAAAAUAACAUAUUUUUGCAAUAUAUUUGGAAGACGUAUAUAUUCUACAAUAGAGCUUCAGUCAUACGGAAUUUAUAUAUAUUCCCAAAACACAAACAAAAUAGUGGCUGAUCUUGUAAGUAGUGGUAGAAAUCAAACGUUUGUCGUCGUUUAUGUACAGAGCUACCAAAUUGGUUUGUAGAAUUUAAUUGGAAUCUAUGUAAAUUGAUUACCAAAAAAAUGUAUAUAUGUAUAUUGUAUCAUCAGUGCAAAGGUUCGCAUGUAUUUCAAGUGGAAUUUUUAUAUAAAAUGGAACAUGUUUUUUUGUUUUCUUAAAGGAACAUGUUUCUAUUCAGAAAAGCUUUUUCGUCAAAUAUGAGUUUUUUUACGGCAAUCAAAUAUAUGAGUUUUAAAUAAUUAGUUAAACAUGCCUUCGGUCUUUGAUUGUCCAAGUUAUUCUUGUUUUCUCCUACGAUUUUUAGUGUCUUACCCUUUUUUUUUUCUUAGUGUGAUUUAAUCUCUUAGUUUAAAAGCAUGAUCUCCAUUAGGGGUUUAACGAGAAAGAAGAGAGAACAAAAACGAUGCUAAAAGAAUCAUUUUAAAAGAAAUUCAUGAAGACAGAUUCUUAAUGAUUAAAUUUGUUUUAAAUUAAAGUUACAGUAUACAAAUGAAAUAAAAUACUAAUAUGAUACUCAAAUGAAUAAUUAACUCCUCACUGGAAAUGUUCUAGGUAUCUUUGCGCGAGAUUGAUCAUAUUACUCGUAAAAUUGUAGCUUCGCAAAUAAAAUACGUGGGAUAAACAUACAUUCAGAUGAUGAUUAUGCUAUAUAGAUAAGUGAUGCAUGGAAGCAUUUCCCAAAGAGAAUCGAAUAGAUUCUCUCUCUUUUCUUUUGUGUUCGUCAGUCUUUUCUUUACCAUUCCCCGAGACAAUGUGGUGGGUUUACUAAUUAUUAAGUAUGAUUCUUAUAUAUUCUCCUUCUUCCCGUUUUCCUUUUUCUUCCAUAUAUAUUAUGGUACUUCUUUAUAAUCACCCGCUAUUUUACACAACUUCAAGUUAGCUUUUACGUGGAGUUAUAUAUCGAUGAUAAGGCCCUUGGUCUCGUAUACAAAACAAUUGUACAAGUAUGUUGUAGCUAAAAUUAACUAGUUUAGUGAUAGGCAGACUUUAAAAAUAUAAAUUUGAAGCAAUUUCACGAUAUAUCUAAAUCCAUGUGCUAAGCACUUUUAAAUUAGCUUACAAAAGACUUUUAAGGCGAAUUAGUUAUCGGUAAUAGACUUAAGAAAAAUAACUUCAUCGUGAUUUUAAUUCAAGUACAUAAAAAUUAUAUAAUAUAUUGCGAGUAAGUAUUUUUGGGGCAUAUCUCAAAUCUGAAAACGGUUUACGUAUAUACUUUGGGGAUAUUUAAUUUAUUAGAUUUUACUUGUCUUUGUAACAGCAAAUUAAUAUGUAUUGUAGCAAACCUAAUUUACACUAGACAGAAGAAACGACAAAUAGUUUCCAUAUUUCUUAAUAUCCAUAAUUUUAUUUGAGAAUUUAUAUUAAAAGUUAUUAAUCAUUCGUGGCAUUCCACAUGUACCUUGCUGUGGUUUUUUGUCUUAUUAUCUUACAACUGAGGCACCUUUACUUUAGCGAGACAUAUUUACCUUUCAAUAACAAGAUUCUUUUAUAUUUGAAGGAUGGAGAGUUAAAUUUAUCAUACACAGAUGAAAAGGUGAAAUGACGGUAAAUAAAAAGCAGCGAUUGCAGUGUACCACAAGCGACAAUAUGUAAAAUUUGUAACCUGCAGGUAUAAAUGAAAAGGAAUUAACAAAGUAUAUGAAAUUAUGUUUUAGUAGACAAAUUCAAAGGACACAAAGAUGGUCAAGAAUAUUCAAACCUCGGAGACUAUACCUUUACCAUUCAACUAUUCUUGUUUUCUUUAAUCCAAGCUUUUGAUGUUUUCCUUGGGUUUUAUUUGAGAAUCACGAACAAGAUCUAUCUAUGCACGACAAAGUCGGUACUAUAAUGUUGGAAGAAACAUUAAAACUUAAAAGACUAAAAUUAAAGAAGGGAGAAGUAAAUAUUUCAUUAAUGUUUGAUUUCCCUUCUUUAAUUUUCGUGGUUAAGGGAACCGAUACGUUCCUUGAAACUGUUGCCAUGCAACUUUUGCUUUAGCUACCUCUGAUUUUUCUUCUGACUGCAUCCUUUUUGCUCCUGACACGCACGAGAACUUAUUAUGCACCCAUGUACCUAAGUUGAAUUGGUGAAUUUUCAAGGGAAUAGGCUACAAAUGAAUAUAGUGAUUUACAUGCAAACAAACAUCUGUCCAACAAUGUGAAUAUUGAAUUUGGCAAUAUGUAUUUAGCUUUUGUGAAGCAGAAGCAUAACGAAAACGGCUGGUAUUGGAAGCUUUAACCUUGCUGUUUUAAUUUAUUUCCUUUGUUUAAACUAGUGGGGUCUAAAAUGAUAGAAAAAUAUAAAGCCCUCAAUAUGUAUAGAUUAUUUUUGUUUCUUUUGGGAAAACGUAGUUUACGUUAAAGGAAAUGCAUUAAAGCUGAAACAAAAAUAAGAAAGUAAAAACCAAUUGAAACCCUAAAUUUUUACUUCAAAAAAUGUUCCCGGUUGUUGAAGGAAGAGCCUUGUGCUUUGUCGAUAUAUAUAUACGAGGGAGUCCAACAUCACAUUUGUAUCCUCUAAUAAAUCUCAUCUACUCACUUCUACUUUCUUUAACUGUUUAUAACUAGCAUUCCCAGAAGAUGAAUAGGCCAGGAGACUGGAACUGCCGAUUGUGUAGCCACCUCAACUUCCAGAGAAGGGAUUCCUGCCAACGCUGCAGAGAGCCAAGGACGAGCGGCAUUACCGACUUAGUGAGUAAUUUCACAAGCCGUCCAAUCAGUAGCUCUUUUGCUUUCAACACCGGGCCUGACGUGAGACCAGGUGAUUGGUACUGCAACCUUGGAAAUUGCGGGACGCACAAUUUUGCAAGCAGGUCCAGCUGUUUCACGUGUGGUGCCGCAAAAGAUGAGUCGUCACGCUCGGCUGCUGCUGCAGCCACCGGGUUUAUAGACAUGAGUGAUGGUCCGAGACGCGGCCUUUUUGGUUUUGGUAGCAGCAGUGCUGGUGGAGGCGGCAUGGGCCGUUCUUCUUGGAAAUCUGGAGAUUGGAUUUGCUCGAGGCCAGGCUGCAAUGAACACAAUUUCGCAAGCAGGUCAGAGUGUUUCAGGUGCAACGCCCCAAAGGAACCGGCCACCAAUUCACCCUACUAGUCCUAACUUUCUUCGUCAUCUUCAAGAAAUUGGUUACGUUAGAAGAGAUAAAACUAGUGAAGAACCGAUGCAAGAAAACGACCCUUUAUGUCGUGAUUUGUUUUUUUUUUUAAUGUUGAUUUGUCUCGUUUCAUAUCUAGGACUUCUGUCUGGUUAUCUUUGAAUGUAAGCAAAUCAAGUAAAAUUAGGAAGUGUUUUGUUCUUAUAUCGAUCUCCUACUAUGUACGUUUGCUUUAAUGUAUUCUUAUUUUGAUAAAGUGUUACCUUCUUAGUUCUUACUCCGCAA
Brassica rapa (field mustard) is the source of this 3930-nucleotide messenger RNA. RefSeq lists its product as uncharacterized. Gene Ontology annotation, cellular component: cytoplasm. Gene Ontology annotation, molecular function: mRNA binding. NCBI's taxonomy places the organism in Eukaryota, Viridiplantae, Streptophyta, Magnoliopsida, Brassicales, Brassicaceae. The record is from RefSeq and is a predicted model, not a curated record.